CUUUUUAAAUCGGACAUAUUAAAAGACAUGUGCAUAUUUUAUUGUUAUUUCUACAUCGGUGGCGUUAUGCUCUAAUUUUACUUUAUUAUUGACUAUUGGUAUAAAAGUGUGAGAGGAACCGAAAUAAUGGCUGGCCAGCAACAUCCAUUUCCAUCUGGAUUUCCAAGUGUCCAACAAUCUGCAAUGAGGACACAAUUUGGAGGAGGCCAAAUGGUGUCUGGCUUAAUGGCUCAACAACAAGGUAUGGUGGGUCAACAACAAUUUGGAGUUGGUGUAGGAGUCGGAGUUGGAGUAGGUGGAGUAGGCACAAAUACUAUGGGGAUGCCAAGUGCUCAACAAGUAUUGGCACAACAGCAACAACAACAGUCAGUUGCGAUGCAACAACAAGUACAGCAGAUGCAGCAGCAACAAUUGCAGUUGCAACAGCAGCAGCAAGCAGGAAUGGUGCAACAGAACAAUCAAACGAGUAACCAAGCUACAACACCACAAACUCCUGUGCCACCAACACAACCACCAUCUCAACAACAGCAGCAACAGAACAAAGAAUUUAAUACUGCUAGCCUGUGCAGAUUUGGUCAAGAAACCGUGCAAGACAUUGUCAGCCGCACUUUAGAAGUUUUCCAAACAUUGAGAGUCCUUCAGCCUCCUAAUGGUAUGGCACAAGGAGCAAGUUUAGCUAACGAAAAGAAGAAUAAAGUACAAGACCAACUAAGGACACUCAAGUUACUAUUUAGACGUUUAAGACUGAUUUAUGAGAAAUGCAAUGAAAAUUGCCAGCUUCAGGGUAUGGAAUAUACGCACAUAGAAAGUCUGAUUCCUUUAAAAGAGGAGUGGGACAUGAAAUCUGAUGAGAAAAAGACAUCCGAAGCUUACAGACUUGCUUGUGAAGAAAGUAAAGAAAUUAUGGAGCAAGUGGUACUAAAGAAUAGGCAUCUAAAGGAAAUCAUCGAUCAUUUGAGACGCAUCAUCUCAGAAAUAAAUACGAUGUUGAAUAUGCGUAGAUCUUAAUUGAAAAAUGUACAUAAAUAUUUAUAUAAGUUAUUAAGACACGUUUGAAAAUAAAUAUAUUCUUUCCUAUUUAAUGUCAC
This is a messenger RNA of Ceratina calcarata, 1088 nucleotides long. Its product is annotated as mediator of RNA polymerase II transcription subunit 30. The record is from RefSeq and is a predicted model, not a curated record. Gene Ontology annotation, cellular component: mediator complex. Bases 127 to 1008 code for a protein of 293 amino acids. The transcript is spliced from 5 exons. Gene Ontology annotation, biological process: positive regulation of DNA-templated transcription. NCBI's taxonomy places the organism in Eukaryota, Metazoa, Arthropoda, Insecta, Hymenoptera, Apidae. Gene Ontology annotation, molecular function: transcription coregulator activity.